Messenger RNA from Trichoderma breve, 2577 nucleotides. Its product is annotated as WSC domain-containing protein. Gene Ontology annotation, molecular function: alpha-L-arabinofuranosidase activity; xylan 1,4-beta-xylosidase activity. Lineage: Eukaryota; Fungi; Ascomycota; Sordariomycetes; Hypocreales; Hypocreaceae. Gene Ontology annotation, biological process: arabinan catabolic process; xylan catabolic process. The record is from RefSeq and is a predicted model, not a curated record. The transcript is spliced from 4 exons. Bases 1 to 2577 code for a protein of 858 amino acids. Gene Ontology annotation, cellular component: plant-type cell wall.
AUGGCGGGCCUGCGCAUUCUACCAUGGAUGUACUCCAUGGCUCUUUUCCACCUCGCUCAAUCCCGAACUUGUUUGCCUGCGUACCAAGCGCAGACAACUUACGUGGGUUGCUAUCAUGAUCCGAAUUCGCCUCGCGAUCUCGCAGGGCCAUUUUUGACAGUAAAUAAUCUCAAUUCGCCCCAAUAUUGUGCCAACCUAUGCGGUGCGGCUGGUUACCAAUAUGCCGGAGUUGAAUUCACCAUCCAAUGCUUCUGUGGCCACCGCAUUGAAAGCACCUCCGUCAAAGCUGACGAGAGCCAAUGCACUUCACCAUGCCCUGCGGACCCCAGUAAGAUUUGCGGAGGUGGCAACAUGAUCAACAUUUACCAAGUCACUAAUCCAUCGUCAAACCCUCCCUUGACGCCUUCAUUCCCCGACUGCACCCGCGAUCCCCUUUGCAGUAAUGAUGUCUGUGACACCACCAAGAGCAUUGCCCAAAGAGCCGCCGCCAUUGUUUCGCCCAUGACGCUGAAUGAAAAGGUCUCAAACGUAGGCAGUUCUGCUUCUGGCAGUGGACGACUCGGUUUGCCAGCAUACCAAUGGCAGAAUGAAGCGCUUCACGGCGUUGCUGGCAGCACCGCGACCAGCUUCCCUAUGCCUAUUCUUCUCUCUGCCGCAUUUGACGAUGCUCUCGUCCAGAGCGUAGCCACUGCUAUCAGCACCGAGGCUCGUGCGUUUGCCAACUAUGGAUUUGCUGGUUUGGACUUUUGGACGCCAAACAUCAACCCAUUCCGUGAUCCCCGCUGGGGUCGAGGCAUGGAGACCCCUGGAGAGGAUGCAUUCCGUAUCUCGGGCUAUGUAUUGGCUUUGGUCAACGGCCUUCAGGGCGGAAUUGAUCCCGAUUACUUCAGAACUAUCUCAACAUGCAAGCACUUUGCUGCUUACGAUAUCGAGAACGGUCGCACUGGCAACAAUCUCACGCCUACCCAGCAGGAUAUGGCUGAUUACUAUCUUCCAAUGUUCGAGACCUGCGUUCGUGACGCAAAGGUCGGAUCCAUCAUGUGCGCCUACAAUGCAGUUGAUGGCGUGCCAGCUUGUGCUGAUAGCUAUCUCCUCCAAUCUGUGCUUCGCGAUGGCUAUAAUUUUACCGAGGACUUCAACUACGUUGUCUCCGACUGCGACGCUGUCGAGAACGUUUUUGACCCCCACCAUUAUGCCGCCAACUUGACUCAAGCUGCUGCCAUGUCUCUAAAUGCCGGCACUGAUCUUGACUGUGGUAGCUCUUAUAACGUCUUGAACGCCUCGGUGCAGGCUGGUAUGACAACAGAGGCCACUCUUGACAAGUCAUUGAUUCGAUUGUACUCUGCACUCGUCAAGGUCGGAUGGUUCGAUCAACCCGCAGAGUAUAGCUCUCUUGGCUGGGGCAAUGUCAACACCACACAAACCCGAACCCUUGCGCACGAUGCCGCCACUGGAGGAAUGGCCCUGUUGAAGAACGAUGGCACUCUCCCGCUUUCACCCACUCUCCAGAAUGUCGCAGUCAUUGGUCCCUGGGUUAAUGCCACCACCCAGUUGCAAGGCAACUAUGCUGGUACAGCACCGGUAUUGGUGAACCCCCUGACAGUCUUCCAGUCAAGGUGGCGCAAUGUAAAGUACGCACAGGGAACCGCCAUCAACUCUCAAGACACUAGUGGAUUCAAUGCUGCUCUCUCUGCUGCAAGCUCUUCCGAUGUCAUCGUUUAUCUCGGAGGAAUUGACAUCUCUGUGGAGAACGAGGGCUUUGACCGUAGCGCAAUCACCUGGCCCGGAAACCAGUUGAACUUGAUCUCUCAAUUGGCUAACCUUGGCAAGCCCUUGGUUAUCGUGCAGUUUGGAGGUGGCCAGAUUGAUGACAGUGCUUUGCUGAGCAACUCCAAGGUCAACUCCAUCUUGUGGGCUGGAUAUCCCGGCCAAGAAGGUGGUAAUGCUCUCUUCGACGUCCUUACCGGUGCAAGCCCGCCAGCCGGCAGACUUCCCAUCACUCAAUACCCUGCUAACUAUAUCAACAACAACAACAUCCAAGACAUGAACCUUCGACCAUCCGGAAGCAUUCCUGGACGUACAUACGCAUGGUAUACUGGUACUCCCGUCCUUCCCUUCGGUUACGGAUUGCACUACACCAACUUCUCCGUGUCAUUGGGAUCCACGAAGACUGCUGGCACUGAUGUCGCCACUAUUGUUAACAACGCCGGAUCAAACAAGGACCGAGCAACAUUUGCAACCAUCGUCGUGAACGUCAAGAACACCGGUGGCAAAGCAAAUCUAGCAUCUGACUACGUCGGCCUGCUGUUCCUGAAAUCCACGAAUGCCGGCCCCGCGCCUCACCCGAACAAGCAGUUGGCCGCAUACGGACGUGUCAAGAAGGUGGGCGUUGGUGCAACAUCACAGCUUACUUUGACGGUGCCCCUCGGAGCGCUUGCUCGUGCAGACACCAACGGUGAUAGAUGGGUCUACCCGGGUGCUUAUACAUUGACCCUGGAUGUCAACGGGCCAGUGACGUUCAAUUUCACUUUGACUGGUUCAGCAACAAAGAUCAGCACUUUGCCAAGAAGAUCCUGA